CUGCAACCGGCUGCUACAGCACACCUACUAUACCUACUACUCUGCUACAACACAUUUAUUUCCACUAGGUAUUAUAAACCGUAUAUUGUUCAUGCUACGUCAGUACGUCAGUGAUGCGGUGCUAAGUUCCUUAUCGUGUUUCUUUGGUUGUUAAGAAAAAGGCAAAAUUUCAGCCACACUGGCAACCCACAUGGCUCUAGGACUAAGCUCCGGACUUUGUUCCGGAAGCUCCGGGCCGGGUUCCGGAGGACAUUCGGACACAUCCUCGUCCCCAGGUGUUAGUGUUCCUAUUCCAGUCGCGCCGACGGCCAUGCUCCCGAACCCCAUGUUCGCCUUGCCUACCUUGAACUUUACCGUCAGCCAAGUGGCGGCCGUUUGUGAGACUCUGGAAGAAAGUGGUGAUAUCGAAAGACUAGCUAGGUUUUUGUGGUCGUUACCGGUGGCGCAUCCCAACAUAGGUGAACUCAACAAGAACGAAGCUGUGCUUAGAGCCAGAGCAAUAGUGAGUUUUCAUAGUGGUAAUUUCAGAGACUUGUACACCAUCCUAGAAACGCACAAGUUCACCAAGGGUUCGCACGGGAAAUUGCAAGCGAUGUGGCUCGAAGCGCACUACCAGGAAGCCGAAAAGCUUCGCGGACGAGCUCUAGGACCUGUAGACAAAUAUCGGGUGCGGAAAAAAUUCCCUUUGCCGCGUACUAUUUGGGAUGGCGAGCAAAAAACGCAUUGUUUUAAGGAAAGGACGAGGAGUUUGCUAAGGGAAUGGUAUCUGCAAGAUCCCUAUCCCAAUCCGACGAAAAAACGGGAGCUCGCCCAAGCGACGGGACUCACUCCUACCCAAGUUGGAAACUGGUUUAAGAACCGACGACAACGCGACAGAGCAGCUGCAGCCAAAAAUAGGAUGCAACAUCAACAGCUGGCCGCCCAGUUGGCAAAUCACGGAGGAAGCGGAAGACAGCCUCCAUUGAGUCCUACGCCUUCGGACUCGGAUUCGGACAUUUCCUUGGGAGCGCACUCGCCGCCAAUUAGUUCCCCAGGUCCACUGCGUUUCGGAACAUCCUCUCCAAACCCUAUGACAUCGUUUAGAUUUGGAGCGCAUUCGCCAGGCCCAAUGCCGGUGCAAUUCCGCUUCGGAAACCAUACCCCGCCUAGUUUCAGAAUGGAUAGACAAUCCUCUCCACCGCCGAACUUCAGAAAGUACCGCAACGAAGAGUCGCCAAUUAACGAGUCCAAUAGGUACAACUCCAGAUUGGAUUCCGAAUCACCCAUAGAAGUGGAUUCGAAUCCUGAAUACACUCACGAUAAAGACAGUAUGACUCCUCCACAAACCUCCCCUCCCAUGAACCUUAGAAUAGCCGACAACCUGCGGAACAUGUCGGAAAGUUUGAAAAUAGAACAACCUCUACCUCUACGGUUGCAAGGCCAUCCUCUAUCGGCAGGAACGCUUUCCACACCGUUAAGGAUCCAAGUGGCUUCCUCUGGAGGAAGGCUGGGAGGACGGACUUCCCCCCACACGAACUUGAAUCUUGCACACAGCGGAAUUGUGAGAAUUGCGCCGCCAAGUCCCACGUCGAACCCCCCGCCAAUUUUGCACAGGCCCUUCUCGCCCACAAGGCUCACGUGAUAUCCGUCUUGCGAGUGGAAGUAAUUGUAAAUAUGAUUCUUGCAAUAUUGUCUGUUUAUAAGUCGCUUUUAGUUAUUCAUCUUGAGCAAGGAUUAAAAAGUCUUCUGCCAAAGUGUAAAUUUAAAAUUCUAGAAACGAUUAUAUCCCAUUCUUCAUGAGAGACUGGAAUUUAUAAUGAUACAAAAACUGGUUUAAAAGGUCUUUGAAAUACGUAUAUGGGGUUGAUCAAUGAUCAAUGGUUAUCGUUUCUGGAAUAUGAUGUUUUUCGUUUGACAGGAGAGUUUUUAAACACCAUCUGCAACGAAUUUCGAAAUUCAAUAACAAACAAAACCUUCUUUUUG
Brassicogethes aeneus is the source of this 1962-nucleotide messenger RNA. NCBI's taxonomy places the organism in Eukaryota, Metazoa, Arthropoda, Insecta, Coleoptera, Nitidulidae. The record is from the annotation of a GenBank genome assembly.